This is a messenger RNA of Drosophila teissieri, 1587 nucleotides long. RefSeq names its product aladin. Lineage: Eukaryota; Metazoa; Arthropoda; Insecta; Diptera; Drosophilidae. The record is from RefSeq and is a predicted model, not a curated record. The transcript has 5 exons. Gene Ontology annotation, cellular component: nuclear pore. Bases 95 to 1501 code for a protein of 468 amino acids. Gene Ontology annotation, biological process: nucleocytoplasmic transport. Gene Ontology annotation, molecular function: protein binding.
UCUGUCACCUCUAGUCACCGCGCGGUUUUUUCGUUGAAUUUUGUUAGCAUUUUUUUCUUCAUCGUACUGAGUUGAAUGUGAAUAAUCCGUAAUUAUGGCGGCCCUGAGCAACCUGAAACAGUGUCCGCCGUUCUCCACGCUGCCGGAUCUGGCGCUGCGGCACAAUCACAUCCCGGAGCUGGAGCGCUAUCCGCAGAUAAACUUGAACAGCGAACUUCUGGCCAAUCCGGCUGGUCAGAGAUUCUACGGCGGUCAGAGCUUCGUGUCCGUGAAUGAGGGUGUCCUAAAGCGGAUAACUCGCACCUUCUUCGAUGGCGGAUUCUGGGAGUCGCUGGAGGAGGCACGUAGCCCUAAGAGCCGGGAGCAGGCGCCGUUGAUCGCCCAGGCGGGUGAUCUAGUUGCACGACUCCUGGGUCUGGCCACCGGACUGAGAUUGAGGAUCCUUCCGCACACCCAGCAGCUCAGUGCCGAGCGAAUUGCACAGUUCGCGGAGACCAGGGAUUGGCUCAACAGCGAUGUGCGCUACCUUGCCUGGAAUCAGCACUUCUUUAGCUUAGCCGUAGCCGGUGUAGAUGAUGUGGUGCGCAUCUACACAAAGAGUUCCAGCGCGGCCACUGCUACUGUUUUAAAGAGUCCUUCCCAAACGCAGAUCACCUGCAUGGCGUGGCGUCCACUCUGCGCUGCCGAGAUCGUGAUAGGUUGUCGGCAGGGUCUUUGUUUCUGGGAAGUAGACAACACUUUGCAUUUGGGACGCACAAAUGCACCCAGCAAGAUUUUCAAACAUCCCAAUAAUCUGCCAAUAACCUCGCUGCAGUGGAACAAGGAUGGCACCCAGUUGGCCACCGCCUCCAUUGGAGAUCGUUCUAUCCUUAUCUGGCAGCCGGACAACGGAAUGAUGCAGCCACUCAAGCGACUAGGUCCGCCGGGCUCGCUGCUCAAGUGGUCACCGGAUAACGACUGGCUGUUCGCAGCCACCGUGGACCGGGUGUUCCGCGUGUGGAACUGCCAUCAGCAGUGGACCACCGAACGAUGGGUGUGCGGUCCCGGAGGACAUGUCCAAACAGCCUGUUGGUCGCCCUGCGGUCGCUUCCUGCUCUUCGUCAGCAGUGCCGAGCCGAUCCUCUACCGCCUGCAGUUCGUGCAACAAAGUCUACUAUCCUCAUCGGCGGAUGAGAAGGAAAUCUUGCCCAUUGCCGAUCUGAAUGCUUGCAGCAUUGAUGCGAAUCGCACGCUAAUCGGUGGUCCCGCCCAGCAGCUUGCAUGGGAUCCGCAUGGCAACUACCUGGUGGUCACAUUCAAGUCGACCAACUGCAUCGCUGUCUUCCGCACCUUUAUACAGAAGUUCGAUCUGCAGAUCUCUGCGGCAUACUAUCUGAGCGGAGAGACGGCGGCGGAGCACCCGAGCUUCAUCUGCUUCCAGCCACUCUACAAGGAUAACGAUCGCUCCGUGCUGACUAUCGCCUGGUCGUCGGGUCGCAUCCAAUACUACGCCUUCGACUGAUCUUUAAGCCUAGUGAUUUUGAUUGUAAUAUUUUAUUUGAUUUGGUUUUUGUAAGCGUUAAUACACAGUUAAACAGGUUAACCUUA